AUGGUCAGGUUGCAAGCUGCAACAGUAUCUAACAAAGUGGUGCGCAAACGAAAGAGAAAGAGCCAGGAUGAGCAAGAUCAAGUAGGACCCGACCCCGAGGGUACCCAGGAUUCAACUACAAGUACCACAACAGUCCCGACCAAAACACAAGAUGGAGGCAAGAAACCAAGGCGGACGCCCAAAGCCAAAGGUGCAGCACCGAGUCUGUCCAGAAAAGGAUCUUCUAUGGUAGAGACGACCAUACCCUGGCCUGACGAGUUCACGAAGCUGUCUCAAGUCCAUCGAGCCCUAAAUCUGGUCUACACUUUCUGCUGUACGCGCAAGCAUCUGGCUACCACUUUUGAGACGAUAAAGACCACCGUCGAGUCACACAUUGGCCGCGGAUUGUCCAUACAAGAUGUCGCCAAGAUCAAGGCCCUUAUACCGCGAUCCAUCAACUUCGCCUACAUUGAUGAAGAUCUGUUGCAGGUGAAUCUCAUGGGCGAGCAGGAGAAUUCCAAGAACAAGAGGUAUGAAGGUUACAUGGCUUCAGAACCAACAGAAGACAAGCAAGAGAAAGGAAACAAAGAGGUUUUGUUGUUCGAAUACAUCGAUGGAGAUCUGAAGCGUCAAGUACAGCAUACCAAGACUGGAGAGCCCACAAAGGCUGCACGGAAGCUGAAAGACGAGGACCUCAAGAUGCCCGUCUACAGUCAGAAGCAGAUGAUGAAUCUGAUCGAGAAGAGAAACAACAAGUUCACCUCUGCAGUAAAUGCCUGGCUGAACGAGUGUGAUGCAGAGGGUGUGGACCCGGUAGAGAAACUGGACAUCGAGCACAAUUUGAACAUACCCGCGCCGUCGGAAAGCAGAGGCAACACGCCCACUCCCGAAAAACGAAGAGCGCUGCUGCCAAAAUCUAUUCCGGACGAACGCAAGACUAUCCCUGAAAUCGUGUCCGAGAUCAAGACUCUAGAGUGGUACACUGGUCAGAUAGUUCCGGACGGUCAUCGUGUCUUCGAUCCCCAGCCAGCCAUCUAUGGCGAUCUAAAUUUUGAGUUAUCGCAGACUCUUGUCAAUGCGCUGUACAAUACUCGCGGUAUCACUCAACUGUACGCGCAUCAAGCCGAAGCCAUCAACAACCUGUAUGACGGUCACAACGUCAUCGUAUCGACGUCAACGAGUUCUGGAAAGUCUUUGAUCUACCAGAUACCUGUUCUACAUGAGUUGGAGAAGAACAAUCAAGCCAGAGCCAUGUAUAUCUUCCCUACCAAGGCUCUUGCUCAAGACCAGCGGCGCAGUCUGAAAGACUUGUUACAGUACAUGGACGGGCUGCAAGACCUCGUUGUCGAAACUUUCGAUGGAGACACGCAAAUGUGCGAUCGAAACUUGAUCCGAGAUGAAGGCAGCAUCAUUUUCACCAACCCUGAUAUGUUGCACAUUACGAUCCUGCCACAAGAAGAAGCCUGGAGAACCUUUUUACAGAAUCUACGCUUCGUAGUUGUGGAUGAGUUGCACGUCUACAAUGGACUUUUCGGAGCACAUGUAGCUCUCAUCAUGAGACGCUUGCGCAGGAUCUGUGCUGCUGUUGGCAACCGCCACAUCAAGUUCAUCUCUUGUUCUGCCACUGUCGCAAAUCCUGAAGAGCACAUGAAGACCAUUUUCGGUGUAGAGCAGGUCAAACUCACAGAUUUCGAUGGCUCACCCUCUGGCAGGAAAGAAUUUCUCUGCUGGAAUACACCUUUCAAAGAUCCAGCAGAUCCGACUUCUGGUAGAGGUGACGCUUUGGCGGAAGCUGCGAAGCUCUUCUGUCAACUCAUUCUACGAGGAGUUCGUGUUAUUGCAUUCUGUAGGGUGCGAAAACAGUGCGAAGCGUUGAUUGGCGCUGUCAAGAAUGAGCUGGCAUACCUUGACAAAGCGGAGGUCAUGGCAAGAGUCAUGUCCUAUCGAGGUGGCUACGCUCCUCAAGAUCGACGAAAAAUCGAGAAGGAGAUGUUUGAGGGCAAGCUUGUCGGUAUCGUGGCAACUAGUGCACUGGAGCUGGGCAUUGAUAUCGGAUCUCUCGAUGCAGUUAUGACUUGCGGCUUUCCCUACACAAUCGCCAACCUUCGUCAGCAGAGCGGUCGAGCUGGUCGCAGAAACAAGGACUCGAUGUCUAUACUCGUCGGAGAUGCCUUCCCAACAGAUCAGCACUACAUGCAAAACCCAGACGAGAUCUUCACGAAGCCCAAUUGUCAAUUGCAGGUCGAUUUAGAGAACAUGCUCGUACUCGAAGGACAUGUGCAAUGUGCGGCCAACGAGAUGCCCAUUCGGCCCAAAGAGGAUGAAUUAUACUUUGGCAAACUCUUGACAGACAUUGCAGAGAACAGGAUGAGAAAGGACGAACUUGGCUUCUUCCACACCGCCGAUCGCUUCCUUCCUCGACCUUCGACUUUCGUGGCCAUUCGCGAUACUGAGGAAGAUCACUUCGCCAUUGUUGAUAUUACGCAUGGACGUAACGUCGUACUUGAAGAGCUCGAGGCCUCGCGUGCAUUCUUCACGAUCUACGAAGGAGGCAUAUACUUGCACCAAGGUAACAAGUACCUCGUCAAAGAAAUGUCGACGGAUCGAAUGAUGGCUCGCGUCGAGUUUGUGAGGGUAGAUUGGACAACUCAACAGCGCGACUUCACCGACAUCGACCCCAUCGAGACCGAAGCGAUCCGCAAAAUCUCCAAAUCGUUGUCGCAGGCAUACUAUGGCACCAUCAGAAUCACCCAAGUGGUGUUUGGGUUCUUCAAAGUGGAUCAAAAACGUCGCAUUCUGGAUGCAGUCGAAGUCGACAAUCCUCCCAUUACCAUUUUUAGCAAAGGCAUGUGGCUCGAUGUGCCGCGUAGCGCACUGCAGAUCCUCGAGUCGAGGCGCUUGAACAUGGCAGGAGCCAUCCACGCAGCCGAACACGCUCUACUCUCGCUCAUGCCGAAUUUUGUCAUCAGCAUGCCCGGCGAUGUCAAGACCGAAUGCAAAAACGCACUCAAAGAAUUUCAACAAAAGGAAACCAAUCGUAAACGACCUGCGCGCCUGACAUUCUACGAUGCGAAAGGCGGCGCUGCCGGUUCUGGCAUCAGCACAAAGGCCUUUGAGUUUGUGGAUCGCUUGCUCGUGCAGGCUUGUGAGCGGGUAGGUGCUUGUCACUGCGAUGAAGGAUGUCUCGAAUGUUGUUGCUCAGAGCAAUGCAAAGAAGCAAACUCGGUCAUGAGCAAAGCAGGCGCCGAAGUCAUUCUCAAAUCGCUGUUGAACAGGGAGAUCGAUAUUGAUGCAUUGCCCUGGGGUCCUGAAGAUGAGAAGACACCUGCAGGUAUCGAGACUGUUGUCUUUGCGAAUGAGGUGGCGCCAGCACGGGGCAAAAGAUUUGGAGAUGUCAUCAUCAAGACUGAAAACGGAGAAGCAGAGGAUAUUGUUAUCAUCAAAGAUGAGCCUGAGGAGUAA
Molecule: messenger RNA, 3441 nt
Organism: Aureobasidium musti
Lineage: Eukaryota; Fungi; Ascomycota; Dothideomycetes; Dothideales; Saccotheciaceae
Source: the annotation of a GenBank genome assembly